This is a messenger RNA of Cladophialophora psammophila CBS 110553, 2154 nucleotides long. RefSeq lists its product as uncharacterized. Gene Ontology annotation, molecular function: protein binding. The record is from RefSeq and is a predicted model, not a curated record. Lineage: Eukaryota; Fungi; Ascomycota; Eurotiomycetes; Chaetothyriales; Herpotrichiellaceae. The transcript has 2 exons. The coding region runs from base 1 to 2154 and encodes 717 amino acids.
AUGACUCGCCCAAACUUCAUCGAGUUGCCCCCCCAAGACAGUCGUUCGGCUAGUGUGCUAUCGAGACAUGCUCUGUCACCGCGGAUUCAACAUCUUGACGGCGACGUCCCCCCCGCGCUGUCGCCAUUGGACGCCAUUGCUGCCCGCAGUCGAAAACUGGCCAAAGAAUUGGAGGAAACCAGGAAAGCGGGCGAGCGACGCAUGAGCAGACUUCCACCUCAAGUCGUGACGGAUUCCCUGACCGAACACCAAAACAAUCGACCCCCCAUCUUUCGAGCCUUGUCCGAUGGCCUUGACACCGUUCCGCCUCUCCCAACAUGGGACAAGGAUCGCGGCGGUAGUUUCGCUCGGGUUGCUCAUCCUGUGAACCGCCCGGCUUCCCAACGGGUCCGUGUGAGUGCCGUUGUCAAGUCAGGCGAGGAUCAAGAAGGCAAAGAACCCUCUCCGGUGCAAGAUUACUUUGGCGCCCCUCGAGUAGAAUCUCCUCCACCAAUGGAGCCCAAGAGACCAUUCUCACCCUCUCAUGGCGUGGGCAGUCCUUCUCUGCAUCCCCAACCUGAACUGUCAAGACAGGUUUCGGGCAUGUCUCAAUCGGAUCUCAGUGCAACUUUGGCACCUCCACGGUCGUAUUCAAACAGACUUCGACCCUACCAAGACGCCUCUGACGACGACUAUACCAGUUCCAACGCGGGAUCGACCUUUUCGCAAUCGAGGAAGCUUUCGUCCAGCAGCGGCAUCUCUGCCCCCCAUUCUCCAAUCUCACCCUACGCGCAGUCUCAUGCUCGAUCACCCUCCAACACAUCACUCGGGUCCCCCACUCACAAGAUGCCGGCGCGGAAUUUCUCACGGCCCCUGAGUUCAGUCAGUAUGGGCAACCUCAAGGGCGAGAAAAGCCCGACCAAAGCCACCUUCGCCAACCGGUUGAGCCAGCUCCGGGCUGCGAAUUCUUUUGAUAAUAUCGCAUCGCCGGUCGAUGGAUAUCUAGCUGGAGAGGCGUCUUCGUACACUCACGCGACCUACAGCUUGCCUAGAGGCCGCGUGAUAUCCGAUCGGACUUCUGGAGUCUUUUCGGGACUCUCUACGCCCCAUUUUGAGUGGCAAGAACCAAUGUUUCCUUGCACGCCCCCGUUAGAAGGGAAAAGCAGCACAGAGCUUCCCGUCCCAUCUCCAAUUGCAUCUGCCCGUCCCAGCAGAGAAGACCAAAGUCAUCAGAGAUCGGGCCUAUCCUUUGAACUCAAUACGGAGCACGCAUUGACCGCCCCUGACCGCCCCACCCCCUCAACGGCAUAUUACACACCAACAGGGUCUCUCAGGUCGAAUGAGUCUUCAAGUUCGAGACCCUCAAUGGGCCAGCUUCCUCAUCCAGCCUCUACGUUUGUGCUUCCUCCUACACCCUUAUCCCCAGUCGAAGAAGCAUCACAUUCUUCACGAUCGACGAGCACAGUUCGGCCAACAACUAGCCGGUCUAACAGCAACUACCAAGGACUUUCCAUGGAUGAGCAUGUAGCCAAGGCAAUCGAGCUCCAUCAAGAGGGCGAGCUGAAAGAAUCGACAUAUCACCUGCGCAUAGCAGCCAACAAGGGCCACCCAACCGCGAUGCUACUGUACGCGCUCGCUUGCCGCCACGGCUGGGGCAUGCGAGCGAAUGCAAAGGAAGGUGUACAAUGGCUUCGCAAGGCCGUAAACUACGCAAUGCUCGAAGUUGCGGAUGACGAAGACCCGGCGAACCAGAAGCCGGGGGUCGAUGUCAACGAGAAAAAGGCGCAUCGAGCCCAGUUUGCGCUGAGCAUAUAUGAGCUUGGGGUGUCGCAUCUCAAUGGUUGGGGCGUCGAGCAAGACAAAGCGCUGGCUCUGAGAUGUUUUGAGAUUGCCGGCAACUGGGGUGACACAGAUGCCUUGACCGAAGCAGGCUUCUGUUACGCAGAAGGCAUCGGUUGCAAGAAAGACAUGAAAAAGGCUGCCAAAUUCUAUCGGAGGGCUGAGGCAAAGGGUGUCAGUAUGGUUGGAAAUAGCUGGAUCCACAAGGAGAAAUACAACGACUCGGACGACGAGACUGAUGACAGAGCACGGUCGCUGCGAAAGACGUCGGCGGAGAAGACGCGCAGCAAGUCCAAGUCUCGCGGGAUUUUUGGACGAAAGAAAACAUCACUCUAA